Messenger RNA from Sorex araneus (European shrew), 379 nucleotides. Its product is annotated as cytochrome c oxidase subunit 5B, mitochondrial-like. The record is from RefSeq and is a predicted model, not a curated record. Gene Ontology annotation, biological process: mitochondrial electron transport, cytochrome c to oxygen. The transcript has a single exon. Gene Ontology annotation, cellular component: mitochondrial envelope. Bases 6 to 305 code for a protein of 99 amino acids. NCBI's taxonomy places the organism in Eukaryota, Metazoa, Chordata, Mammalia, Eulipotyphla, Soricidae.
GCUCCAUGGCGUCUGCAGGGGGCAUUCCUACUGAUGACGAGCAGGCCACCGGGCUGGAGCGGGAGAUCAUGAUGGCUGCGCAGAAGGGACUGGACCCGUACAAUCUGCUUGCCCCUAAAGCAUCUUCAGGCACCAAGGAAGACCCUAAUCUAGUCCCCUCCAUCUCCAACAAGCGGAUAGUAGGCUGUAUCUGUGAAGAAGACAACAGCACUGUUAUCUGGUUUUGGCUGCACAAAGGCAAGGCCCAGGGGUGCCCCAGCUGUGGAACCCAUUACAAGCUCGUGCCCCACCAAUUGUCCCACUAAAUCUCUACUCUCUUGAAAUGGGUUGUGAAAUUUCUCUCCAAUAAAGACUAGCCAUUGUUUUGGCUCCUUCUUCC